This is a messenger RNA of Pteropus alecto (black flying fox), 1395 nucleotides long. RefSeq names its product chromosome unknown C1orf141 homolog (gene CUNH1orf141). NCBI's taxonomy places the organism in Eukaryota, Metazoa, Chordata, Mammalia, Chiroptera, Pteropodidae. The record is from RefSeq and is a predicted model, not a curated record. Bases 1 to 1395 code for a protein of 464 amino acids. The transcript has 8 exons.
AUGGCAGAAAAAGUCUUAGAGAAGUUAGAUGUUCUGGAUGAGCAAGCAAAAAUACUCUUGGAUAGAAGAGUAAAGAAAAACAAUCUUCAGAGUCACAUAACGAAAAAGCGUUUUGUUACACCUCUGACAUUUGAUUUUCAGUUGGAAUUUGAAGAGGCUUUUACUGCUACAUCCAUAUCUAAGACAAUAUCAAAGAGUACAGAAAACAAGUCACAUCAUAUUAAAAAAACAAAAAGAUAUGUCUCUUUCAAAAAUGAGCCUAAACCUAGAAAGAGUGAUUCUGAAAAGUUAAAUUUAAGAAUACACUCUGUACCAACAAAUAUAAAAAAGCAAGAAAGCAAGUCAAUAGAACCAGAAGAAAAUCUAAAAUCAAGAUCUAGUAGACCUUUCCAUUAUCUUAAAGAUACAGAUGAGGUGGAAAAUGCUAAUUUCUUACAUGUUCUAUAUUCACAGCAUAGACAAGAAUUUAGAGGAACAUUGGGCUCUAUAACCUAUUCUUCUGUACCCAGAAUUCAAUCUAGUGCUUGUAAGAAGGAAAAAGAUUCCACAUUAUUUACAGUUCAAAAUGAAAAAAAACCUAAGGAAUCAUUUGCUUUGGUUGGUCACUUAGAAGAUUAUGUAAAUAAAAGAAGAACAACUCCUCCGCAGAUGAAUGAUUUUAAUACCAAAGAAAAUAAAUCUGUCAGAAAUGAUCAAUUAAGUGAGCAUUGUUCAGUGGGAAAGAAAAGCUUGCUUCCCUUAUGCUUUGAAGAUGAAUUGAAAAAGCCAAAUGCCAAAAUAAUCAGCACUAGCCCUGCGAAAAGAGUAAUUUCUGACACGGCAUUAAAUGACACAAAUCCCAUAAUUUUUCAUAAGACUGGAUAUGUACAAAUGUUACUUUUAACAAAAAAUAGGCUUCUUCCCCAUUCUUCAGAAAAUAGAAACAUUUCCCGAUAUAAAAAAGUAAAUUUUGUUUUAGAAAGAAAUCAUGAAAUCCUCAAAUCUUUAAUUAAUGAUCAAUUUGUUACUCCUUCCAAACCCAAAAGAACUAUGUCUACAGUAUGGAAGAAAGAUAUACGAGCCAUAGCUCUUGAAGUGGGCCAUAGAGUUGUAGAGAAUAAACUAAAGAAGAAAACUAGUAUGCAGACAUUUGAAAAUAUAUCUUGGAAUAAACUCAAUAAUUUCUCAGAGACUUUUUCCAGCCUAACAAAAAAAGGUGUAGGUUUCUUUGAUAAAACUGUUACUCAAGAAAUGAAGACUAAAACUGGAAAAUUUGAAGGAAUAUUAUCCGGAGGAAAACCAAUGAACAAAUUCAGUGCCUUACCUGUCAAAUAUUGCUCAAAGCCUUUAAAAAAUGUAAUCAAGGUCCAUAAAUUUCAAAAUGUAACACCGCUGGAUAAUUUGUUAAACUGUUAA